GCUUUUUGACGACCUCUACUGCUGGGAAUACUGCUAAACUAAUGCUUACGAAACAGAAGACUUGUUUCCUGGGAUUUUAUUAAUACAGAUGUUGUUGUCAUGGAGAUCCCUGCCUCCAUGUGUGGCAGUGGGAAGGCGUACUUCUUCAGUACAAGCUGGUGUACAAAGAUAUGUUCCUGCAAGUGACUCAAUUGACUCCUGUGCUUUGGAACAGCUACAGGCCUUUGUGUCACAAGCUUCACGUUUAUUUGUAAUCAGUGGUGCUGGAAUCUCCACUGAAUCUGGCAUCCCAGACUAUAGAUCAGAGGGUGUGGGACUGUACGCACGGACCGACAGGCGGCCUAUGCAGCACUCAGAGUUUGUGCGGAGUGCAAAAUCGAGGCAGCGAUACUGGGCGCGGAACUAUAUGGGGUGGCCCCAGUUCUCUUCACACUUCCCUAAUUCAGCUCAUUUGGCCUUAAAAGACUGGGAAGACAAGGGUAAACUGCACUGGCUUGUCACUCAGAAUGUAGAUUCCUUACAUUCAAAGGCUGGACAUCAGAGACUAACUGAACUUCAUGGAUGCGCACACAAGGUCGUGUGUUUGGGCUGUGGGCAUCUGACUCCACGAGCAGAGCUUCAGAAGCGUUUUGCAGCACUAAACCCAAGCUGGGCAGCAAGUGCGGGUGCUGUGGCCCCAGAUGGAGAUGUAUUUCUGGAAGACGAGCAGGUGCUGAACUUCAGAGUACCUGGAUGUGAUGCAUGUGGGGGUAUCCUCAAACCUGAGGUGACAUUCUUUGGUGAUGUAGUAAACCAGACUACAGUUAAAUUUGUGCAUAACAAGCUGGCAGAGUCGGAUGCUGUGCUUGUGGCUGGAUCCUCUCUUCAGGUUUAUUCUGGGUACCGCUUUCUCCUUGCUGCCAGUGAAAGGAAACUUCCAAUAGCCAUUGUGAACAUCGGAUCUACAAGGGCUGAUCACCUUGCUGAGGUCAGGUUGAGUGCUCGCUGUGGAGAAGUGCUGCCAGCUAUUCAACUGACCUGAGAGAGAAACAGACUGUUCUUUACCUUCAGAUUACUCUCAACCUCAGCACUUCAUACACUACGUGGAAAUCAGUUUUGGUUUGUAUCAUGGCUGCUUGCAUAAUACAUCUGAAAUCUACCUUACUGUGGACAGAAAUGGCUGAAGUACUUUAACAUUUCUGGUUAGAGUUGUAUGUGCAUUGUGUAAAGCAUAUUUUAAUGUAUUGCCUGUAGUUACUGUAUAAUUUAACAUAAAAUUAUGUAAAUUCAAACAUAUCUUCAAGAUCUUUAUCUUGUAGAAUCUACUUUUUGAAUUGUGAUUACUGUAAAGCAAGUCACCAAGCCCCUCAAGAAUGAAUCUGAAAAACUUGAAUGAUAAUCAUGAAAUCCUAAAUGAGGAGGAUGAAUUAUAACUGUAUUUUUAUUUAAAUAGUAAUGGUGGUUUUAUCACUAUUUAAAUCUGUGUAUUUUUGAAUAUUAGUAAUGAUUGUUAAUUUUACUUGUUAAUAACCUUUUGUUCUGCCAAACAAAUAAAGGAAUUGAACUUU
Myxocyprinus asiaticus (Chinese sucker) is the source of this 1547-nucleotide messenger RNA. It is a transcript of the gene sirt4, whose product is annotated as sirtuin 4. The coding region runs from base 89 to 1021 and encodes 310 amino acids. The record is from RefSeq and is a predicted model, not a curated record. Gene Ontology annotation, molecular function: NAD-dependent protein lysine deacetylase activity; NAD+ binding. Lineage: Eukaryota; Metazoa; Chordata; Actinopteri; Cypriniformes; Catostomidae. The transcript has 4 exons.